Candida albicans SC5314 is the source of this 1536-nucleotide messenger RNA. RefSeq lists its product as uncharacterized. Lineage: Eukaryota; Fungi; Ascomycota; Pichiomycetes; Serinales; Debaryomycetaceae. The coding region runs from base 1 to 1536 and encodes 511 amino acids. The transcript has a single exon. The record is from RefSeq and is a predicted model, not a curated record.
AUGCUUUUGAAGCAAUUGAUAAUUUCCAUAUCAUUACUCACAUCAUUUACAUUUGCACUUACUAGUAAUCCAACCAUUUUGGGUUUUGAAAAAGGUGUUAUUUGUGGACCAAUUUCACAGAGAAAAGGUAAAGGUUAUAUUAAAGUUGACGGUAGCAAAUUACCUCAAGAUUUUAAAUUACCCACCCUAAUAUUCCAUUAUACUGAUCUUUUGAAUUUCACCAAUUUACCUAAUGUUGAAAAAUAUUUUGAAGAUUAUGCCAAACAUCAAAUAUCUGAUUCUUUACUUGAUGACGAUAAAAGUAAAUUUAAUUUAAAAGUUGCUUCUGAUUUCCAAAUCGAUGAUGCCAAAUUGUAUAAUGGGUAUAUUGAUACCAAUAAGAAUGUGGAAUAUAUUGUAUAUGACACCGGGAUUUAUUGUGUUUAUAUUGGUAAACUUGAGGAUAAAAAGAUUGAUAUCCCAGUUGUUUUUAAAAACUCUUAUGGUAACUUGACAUAUAUCGAGUACACCAUAUAUUCACAAAUGAGAUACGUUAUAGUAUUAGCCAUAAUUUUAUUCAUAUAUCUUUUGAAUUAUAUCUUGAAGUUUAAAGUGGGUAAAGAUUUUAAAGAUUUGGAUUCCGUUUCCGUUAUUUCAAAAGCGGUUAUUUUUUUAGUUUUAUUCCCAUUUAUUCUUGUCAAUUCUUAUAUGUGGAUUGGGUCAUUUUUGGAAAACAACUUCUUUGACACCAGUAAAGAUUCAAUGUUGAUGAAUUUAGCUAAACAAGGAGCACAGUUUUUGUCAAUUGCUUUCAAUACUUAUACUAUUUGUAUUUUAUUAUUAUUCUCCAUGGGAUACGGGGUUAUAUAUUAUCAUAAUGGAAAUUCACAUCGAUACAGAUUAUUCCCUCAUCAAACUUUUGUCAGAAUAGUUGGAUUUUUCGUUACAAACUUGGUAGUUAUCUACAUUUAUUUGUUGUUACUCAAUGGAUCAAAAUCAGAUACACCAUUUUUAACUGGAUUUGAUCAACUUGAACCACCAUCUUCAGGAAGUGCAGUAUUAAAUCUUUUUGCUGGAUUAACAGGUUUAUUUUCCAUCACUUGGUUUAUUUUGAUUGUUUACUUUUAUUUUAAAACUAAAAAGACAAUUUCUCAUUUUCCUCCAAAUCCAAAUGACGAAGAUUCCACUCAAAGAGUAGUUUUAGCAUUCAAAAGAUCGAUUUUGAUAAUUUUGAUAUUGCCAAUUAUCGUGAUGUUUAUCGCUGGACUCAUUACAGCUUCAAGAGUUGUUAGAGGCAUAGCAGAUUCCUUACCAGACUACCCAUCGGGUGAUACUGUGAACUUUGAUUCCGUUAUACGUAUGCUAGCAUUAGAAAAAAGUAUGGAAGUUGCAGUGCUGCCAUUAUUGAUAUCUAAUUGGAUUUAUUUCUUUUCUGCAGUUAUUGGGCUCUUUUUCAUUUGGAUAAAAGACAACAAUGGAUUAAUCAUUGAUCGAAAUGUCGAUGAUCCAAUUGAAAAUGCCGAUGUUUCACAAUUUAACAUUAGUGAUGAAGAGUAG